Messenger RNA from Mycena indigotica, 900 nucleotides. RefSeq lists its product as uncharacterized. The coding region runs from base 1 to 900 and encodes 299 amino acids. The record is from RefSeq and is a predicted model, not a curated record. NCBI's taxonomy places the organism in Eukaryota, Fungi, Basidiomycota, Agaricomycetes, Agaricales, Mycenaceae. The transcript has 4 exons.
AUGAGUGAAUCCAUUCGACGGAGAGCACGCAAGGCCGUCAAUUCCGCGCGAGUCACCUAUAACGAGAACAAACACGUCUUAGGCAGUGAGAGGGCUGCUGUGGAGGAUCGGCUCCUUGCGCUUGAAGCGCGGUUCAAUUUGCUGAUAAACGACUACGGGGCCUCCGCCACAGAGCGUGUUUUUGAAGAGCUCAUUACAACUGCGAAGACGAUAAAACAAGGAGCAAAGUCCAGCUCUAACGAGAAGCGUAAAGCGUAUGAAUUGAAUCCUUGGAAAGCUCCAAAGGACAAAUCCAGUGCCAACACUCAGCCCAAUGAGCUGCAUCCCGUUCAUAAAGAACGUUCCUGGCACAACAAGACCAACACCCUAGAUGCAGACCAGGUCCUCAGCAUUACGCGGGAUUCGAUGAUUGGUCAGGUCACGUACAACCCCCAACAUUACUAUGACCCCCGAAACCCUGCACACACAAACAAGUCCUCUAUGUCUCAAUCACACGGCGGUCGCCGCCGUCCUGCUCAUAAGUACUCAGAAGAAGAGUUUGUCAAUAGCCGCUUGCUUCAGAAUGAGGGAGCAAUGGAUUCUUAUAAUUCUUAUUACUCAGGGCAAGCAGCACCACGGGCAGGCUCGGGCCAGCCAUCAAGUUCCAACCCUUAUCCUGCCACCCAGGCAGGCUAUUACAACUCUCAGGUCCAUGCUGGGUACUACCCAAAUACCGCAACAAGUCCCUACACCCAGCAGGGCUACCCUCCAGCCCAGUAUUACCCACCCCCCGCACCUUCGAGUCAAGCUGGUCCUUCGCAGCAACCGGGGGGGUAUCAUCCUCGAUUCAGUGGAAGCAGUGCAGACAGUGCUACUUGGACUGUGCAAGGGGAUGCGGAAGACACUUAUGAGGACCAGUGA